This is a messenger RNA of Podarcis lilfordi (Lilford's wall lizard), 14187 nucleotides long. Lineage: Eukaryota; Metazoa; Chordata; Lepidosauria; Squamata; Lacertidae. The record is from the annotation of a GenBank genome assembly.
AGGAGCCUGAAAUAUACUCGGAGUCGAGAGUGGAUUUAAUGCUCUUUAUUCAGCUCAUAGUGGUGAGGAAGAAUGGAAGUUCCCACACAAAAUCUGCUUUAUAUACAUUAUUUACACAAUGGGCUGCACGUGAUUGGCUAAUUCCGGGAUUCUCCUGUAGGCCAAUCAGGUUGUGGAUUCACUUCCACCUGGAGCUGGAUUGGGUGGCUCCUGCGGACCAAUCAUACUGCUGCAUUGUUCUAGGACCAGUCAGACUGCUGGAUUUUGGAUCCUAUUGUUCUAGGACCAAUCAGACUGCUGGAUUUUGGAUCCUAUUCAACUCAGUACAUAACAGAGCCCAUCAUCCAAGGACUUGGGUGAGUGCGGGGAGGAGGCUGUGAUGCUUCAUGCAGUGCAACUCACAGUCACAGAAGGCAGGAAUGGCCAACAACUUGGUGGAAUUAAAAGCGGACUGGACAAAUUUAUGGAGGAGACAGCUAUUGAUGUCUGCUAGCUAUGAUGGCUCUGCUCUGCCUCGGUCAGAGGCAGAGAUGCUUCUGAAUAAUACCAGUUGCUGAAAAUCGCAGGAGGGGAGUUGCUCUUGUGCUCUAAUCCUGCUUGUCAGUUUCCCAAAAGAGGCAUCUGGCUGCCCAUGGUGCAAACAGGAUGUUGGUCUUGAUGGGCCUGAUCCAGAAAGCUCUUCUUAUGUUGUUGGGUUAUUAUGGGAGAGAAUGGUGGCCUCACACCAGGGUCUGGAGGUGACUUGGAGCCAUUGAAAAAUUCAUGAUCAAAUCCAUUUGAAAUCUCUACACUGAUCCCUUCAGCAUGUGAAGUGAUAAGAAAGACGUUGGUGCCUCCGUGCAUGUGCAGAAUGUCUCUCCCACCUCCUUCAAGUGACCACAAUGAGCCACCACAUAUCUGAGAUGAAAGGCUUUUGGGUCCAUCUCAACUGUGAUUCCUGAAUUGCAGGUAGUUGAAGUCGAAGACCUUUGGGAUCCUUCAAAUUCAGUGAUUUUGUGAGAGAGAACCAAGUGAGAGAUCCCACCAGCUACUUGCUUUGACUUGACGGUCUCUUUGUUUCUUGAAAGUGUGAAGUCAUGAAUGGUUCUGUCACAUUUUACAAAUUUCAUUUGCUUUGAUCAGUUGUGCGAAACUUACUUGGCAAGCCAAACUUUCUGUACCUGUGAAAUAUGAAGAGUAGCAAUCACACUGUAAAAAAGUUGUAAAAUAGCCAUAGUGGUAUUUUAUUGUGAUAAAAUAGCCUGCAAAGCCUUGCCUUUUGGAAGUACUGCAUGUCUGUUGUAAAGACCCGUUAACUGCAUAAAAGUAAUCCUGACUGGCAAACGUGUUGGUCUGUUACAGCAAAACAAAGGAAAGAGUCCUAUGGCAGAACCUAAGAGAAUUAUAGUGAGGUAGGUAGCCCCUUUUUAAAGCUCCUUUUUAAACUUAGUUGGUCUCUAAGGUGCUACUGGACAAUUUUUUUAUUUUAGAAUUAUAGAGAGUGACACAACCCUUUGUGGAAUAGAGUCCUCAUCACCAGAUCUAAGUGGGAUCUAGUUUAUGAAAGGAUUAUGGUUAUAGUAAGUCUCUAAGACUUUAAGAUGCCACAAUACUCUUCCCCCCACUUUUUUUUUUUAAGAUGGACGGCUCAAUAAAAUGCAUUUAUUAUUUCAUGAACCCCCCUCUCCCCCCCUCGUUUGUUAAUUUGGUUGCUUCCAGGCUCGCUCCGUAAUCUCACGCCCACUCUGCAGUCUGGACUGUACCAUUCUCGGGCAGCAGGGGAGGCCAGUGGCACACAUAAGCCGGGACCCCAACGACAUUCCUUUGGCAGUCCGUUUCAUUGCAACCGCCGUCCCUUAAUUCCUACACAAACGGGCUCACACAUAUCCUAAAUGUAAAAGAGACGCCUCGGUAGUCGAAGGCAUGGUUACGAAGAGAAGCGUAGGAGUCCUGCUUUUUAUGUAUAUCUGUACAAAAGAAACGCCUGUUUUCCUUUCUCUCUCCCCCCUCUUGCGAGGUGACAUGGUGCAGCCCAGAGGAAACGGGAGGGGGAGGGUAUAUUUGGGGCAAAGUGUGGGGGCGGGAAAGAGAGACGAGGCGGGCGGAGAGGUUGAUGCUACGUAGCCCGUUCGAGGAGUGAAGCUUAGGGGGCUGCAGCCAUGGCAUCCAACGGUGAGAAGAAGGGAGUUCGCAGCGGAGGGCGUUGGGCGCGUUUCAACCGGGGUCACAACAGGGGAGAAUGGAACCCCCCCCCCCGCAGCCUUUGCUUUCUUUCCUCCAGGGGAGCUAAGUUUCUGGUCCUCGUGGCUGUGCAGACGAUGGGGAACGGGAGGUCGAUUUAUGUUAAAAAGGGUUUAACCUGAGGGUUAAAAAGGGAAGGGUAGUGUGAGGGGAAGCAGGCUUAAUGGUUGUUUCUGUCCAGUUAAUUGCGAAAAGCUGCGUUUUUGUCUUGGGUUAUUUUCUCCUCCUGACGAGACUCGGGGGCUUCCUUCCUAGGGGCUGGGGUGGGUUUCAGGCUAAAUCUUCGAUAGGGAAAUCACUGCCCGUGGCAGCUGAAGGAGGCUUUUGCGUGGGUUUUUUCUUCUUGCAGUUCCAGGGUAGGAGGCGAAAGCUGCCUGUCUUCCCUCUCCCGUCUGUGGGGCAGGAAUGGUGGGCGAAGGGUUCUCCGGCCUUCCCCGUCUGCUUUGGACAAAUGUUCUAGAGGACCCAUUUUAAAUGGAGGCUUCGGGGUUUUCGUUCCAAAAAUAACGGGGUGGCGAUACAGUCGAGGGCAAAAGGUGGACGUUAUUGUAGAAGUGGUGCCGGAUGAAAAACGGCUCCGCCUUCUAGAGAGCAGGAAGGGCCUUUUUUCUUUCCUCUGCUCCGCGCCGCAAUCUCUCUAAACUGCGCAGUCUGCCGCCAUUUUGUGAUAGCGUGAGAACUAGGAUGCCGGGGAAGAGACGGACGGGGUUUCCUAGUCAGACUCCAGGGGCACGGAGAGGUUAGGCCGUUAUGUAGCUGCGCAUGCGCGCGGUCGUCCCCUGAACUACUAGCGGGACGAGGGGGGGCCGUAUGGGCAGUGGAAAAAUCCAGUCUGACGUGAUGGUCGGCGUAGCAAGGUUUAUUGGAGGUGGGGGCGGUAAAAAUUGUGAUCACGCAUGCGCUUUCUGCCUAGGCGAGAAACGCGUACGUUGUUGCGCGUGCGUGUGAGGCUUGUCUUUGUCGCAGUGUUACAUCCGGGUGCUUCCCCAACCGCCCGCGCCUAUCAUUCGUUAGUACAAACGUCAGUCGCCCGCGUACCUCGCUCGUCAAGCGAGCGCCCUCCUCCCCAUAAAAUCUCGGGUUUAGGUCCUAUAAGGACCAGGCUGCUUUGUUUGUAACAACCCGGCGCCAUAGCAAACUUCGUGUGAGUUUAAUUAAAGGCUGUUCCUCUUAUGUCUUAGUUCCUUGGGUGGGCAACUAUCCUCUCUUGCACCCCUUGAAAACGCAGAUAAUUUUUUUUUCUUUCCCUCCAUACUGACGAUGGAAUUACAUUGGUUCUUUAACCAUCACAUAAACUGAGGUUUUGUGGAUGGGGGGAAAUUAUUUAUUCCUUGGAAAACACUGGGGGAAGGGGAAUAUAUAAAUACACAUUUUUUCUGAUGACACCACAACUUCCACCUGCCCACAUGAUUGGGUUCUGUUUAUUUUUGGAUUUCUCUUUGCUGCUGGUUUUGAUUAUUGUGAACAGUCCUGAAAAUAAGGCAACAGUGGUGUAAAUGUAACUAAUAAGUGCUUCGUAUGAGAAGUGUCAAUGUUCAGAGUUGCUGUUCAUUCCUAAUCUCUUCCCUCAAACUUCAUGCCUCACAGCCUUGCUUUUUAAAAUAGUUUCUCUUACCCACAAUGAAGCUAGCAAGAGUGUUCCAUAUGUACGUAUAUUUUGUGCAGUACCCAUUGGAUAGGUGAACGUGUGUUACUAUGAGAAUCUGAACCCUUUCCUUAGUAUUUGCCUGAAUUCUUGAAAGUUAAAAGUGUAGAGAGGCAGGGGUGCACAUGCCCCCCCCUUUGACUUUCGAUUUGAAUGGGGCUUCUGUCCAUGCACAUAGUGAGUGCAUAGAUGCCUGGAGCAAGCAUCCAUGUAUGUCAAUUUUGACAAAUGUGACUUAUCCACCAUCCCAUAUGAAUCAUUUCUACUCUCUGAAGCAGUUAGAUAACUUGUGUGGAAUCCUGCUCUUAAAAUAGCUCAAACAUUUUUGUUUUGUCCCCUUACAGAUUAUAGCCAGUCAGCGACACAAAGGUAAAUAAACCCUUGUAUAAUUCAUCCUCCAUGUAUUGCAUGUUUACAGGCUUUUAGCUUGUGAUACUCUUCUCACAUAACUACAGUGUUAGCCAUAUGCGAGUAGUUCUUUUCUUGUCUCUGUAAUCUUGAAGUAGGUCAUGCUAGUCACCUCUGUAAAAACAUGAAGGAUGUUAGGGUGCCGUGAGCUGUUCCCAGAGGAAUAGAUAGACAAGAUCCGACCUGUGGCUUGUUUAAUCUUAAUUUGCCAAUACCAGAAAAUCCUAAUUUUCAAGUAGUGGUAGUACUGUACUGGAAAAAAAAUUUGAGGGAAAAAUAUAUCGUAUGAAGAAGCUGAUAAAACUUGUGAUUCCAAAUUUAGAAAAAUGGUUAAAAUUUGCUGUAGUGUAUGCAGACUUUGAAAUGGAUUACUUUUAUCCAUCCCCAGAGAAGCUGUAACAUCAUUUUAAAAAGGUUUUGUCUUAUUCAGUGUGUAUAUACAUCAUAAAACUCAGUUUUAGCUGCAUUAGAGCAUACAUUAUUAGUUUCCCCAAUUCAAGCUAUAGUAGUGCCCAUACAAAGAUAGUAUACCAAAAAUCAAAGAUUCCCUUUAAAAGCAUAACUCUUAGUGCUGCUUCCAAGAGUUGUGGGGAUUUAAGACUAUUGCAAGAACAUAGGAAGAGUGUUGAAUCAGGCCAAUUGCCCAUCUAGCCUGGCAUCCUGUUUUGACUAACCAGAUGUUGGUAGGAAACCAUCAAGCAGGGCCUGAGCGCAAAAGCACUCUCCCCUCCUAUGGUUUCCAGCAAUUGGUAUUCAAAAGCAUUGCUGCCUUCUGAUGAUGGAGGUAAAGCAUUGCCAUCAUGGCUAGUAGCCAUUGAUCACCUUCUUCAGGAGUUUGCCCAAUCCCCUUUUAAAGACAUCCAAAUUUGUGGUCAUUGCUGCCUCUUGUGGAAGAGAAGAAGUGCUUUCAUUUAUCUGUCCUGAAUCUUUCAACAUACAGCUUCCUUGGCUGUCCACAAGUUCUGGUGUCAAGAGGAGAAUUUUCUCUCUCUCCACUCUCUUCAUAUCAUUCUUAACUUUAUAAAUUUCAAUCACAUACCUUUUAUUUGCCUUUUGUCAAAACUAAAAAAGUAGGCCAGGUUUAAAAACUUUGGUUUAUAGUCACUAAAUCCUAUACUAGACCCACUGAAAUUCAUGAACCUGUUAGUCAUGUUUAUUAACUUCAGUGGGUCUACUCUGAAUAGAAUCAGCAUUGGAAUUUAUUUCUGGCCAUUAGUCUUUUGAACAAAGUGAAUUGUUGGUGUGUGUAUCUUCAUGCCACAAUGAACCAAUUAAUUAGUCUUAACAUGCCUUGUAAUUUUCCUUACCCAUUUGUGGUUGUUCAGACUUAAUUGAAACACUCACAGAAGUAGGAGUUCAGUCAGAUGCCUACAAUGACAUAGCACACUGGAUUUGAAAAGACAGGUGGCAAUGGUAGUGACAAGCUUGAUUCCGGUUGGGAAAGAAGAUUGUGAAUUCAGUUUACAGUUUAGUUAUAUGUUCCUUUGCUGAAUUUUUUUCUCUUGUUUUUCCUUAGUUAUGGGGCCUACCCAACUCCACCCACACAAGGUUAUUCUCAGCAAACCAGCCAGCCCUACGGGCAGCAGAGCUAUGGUGGUUACGGACAAUCGGCAGAUACUUCUGGAUAUGGCCAAAGUAGUUACAGUUCUUCCUAUGGCCAGACUCAAAGCUGUGAGUACUGUAGCUUAUUUUGUUUUUUGUCCUCAUGACUGUAUAGGAAAAUAUGAGAGGAAAUUGGCUAAGCUGUGAAGCACCCGUCUUUCUGGAGCUAGGAGAUUGGAAGGAAAACACAGUUACUUAAAGUGUCCUUUCCGGACGCUGUAAUGUGCAGCCUUUUCAUUUUGCAAUCCUAUGAAGCACUUAAAGUAGCAAAAAGGUGACACAAGCACAAACAGGGAUUCGAAUCUAACAUGCUCUCAUCUCAGCACUGUUUAAUUUGUUGUUCUAUGGUCACAUCUCAGGAUGCAUCAGUGCGGUUACAUAUGAUUGAAGAACUGAUUAGUUAUUGCUACACAAAUUGCAUGCCAUUUGAGAUUAACAAGAGUGAAUUGUUUUUUUGAACAGCUGGCUAUGGCACCCAGUCAACACCACAGGCCUACGGCUCAUCAACAGGAUAUGGCAGCAGUCAGACUUCUCAGACGUCUUAUGGACAGCAGUCAUCCUAUCCCAGCUACUCUCAACAGCCAGCCAGUUCCACCACUGGAAGGUAACAGUUGAGAAAUCCCAAACAACAAGAACUCAGAGCAGUGAUAGCGGUGUAAAUCUUCAUCAUAGGCUUUAGGCUUUACUUUUUUUACAUUAAAUCUGCUGAAAUUUGCCUGAUCAAACCCCAGGUGUACUCUGCUCUUUAGUCAUACAAUCAUCCUGAAUUCUUAAGCAAUAUUCCAAAUGGAAUCCUGGAGUUUAAAGCCUCAGCCUUUGUAUAAAGCCGGAACAGUAUUGUAGGAUGGUCUGUGUAUUGAACUCUUUGUCCUUUGUUUGUGUCUCCUUGAAAUCAGCAGUUACGGUACCAGCUCUCAGACCUCUACCUAUGGACAACCCCAGAGUGGAGGCUAUGGUCAGCAAUCCAGCUAUGGCAGCCAACAGCAGAGCAGCUAUGGGCAGCAGCCUUCUUACAACCCACCCCAAAGCUACGGCCAGCAGAGUCAGUAUGGCAGUGGCAGUAGCAGUGGAGGAGGUGGCGGUGGUAGUGGAUGUGAGUACUUUUUCCUUUCCUUUCACCUCCAAAAGCCAAACAUGAGUAAUAUGAGCCAAAUUUCAUGCAGUGCAGUGUAGAAGCCAAUGGCUGCCCCCCAGUGAGAAGCAAGGGCAUCUGUAGAAUCUUCAUUCUUUUCCCCCGCCCAAAAAAAUCCAGGCCUCUUUGCUAGCAGAAACUAUUGCUAACCCCCCCCCUUUUUUUUAACUUUCUCCAGCUGGUGGCUAUGGACAGGAUCAGUCUUCCAUGAGUGGAGGUGGUAGUGGAGGAGGCUACGGCAGCCAGGAUCAAGGAGGAUAUGGCGGCCAGCAAGACCGCAACCGUGGAAGAGGCAGUGGAGGAGGUGGCGGUGGCGGAUACGGUAGAGGUGGCUUUGAUCGGAGUGGUGGAAGAGGUGGCAACAGAGGUGGUCGUGGAGGCAUGGGGUAGGUGUCCAGUCCAUAGUUGUGGGAGAGGGAGUGGGUUUCUUUAAUUAGCAUCUCUCCUAGUACUUGCCAUAAAAGCUAACCUCUUCUGGGAGGGUGCAGUGUGUGAACGGCUGAAAUAUAGAAUUGUUGGUAAUCAAGGGUGGGCUACCACCAUGUAUGCUGCUAGGGGUCAGUGUGUUUUUCUCUAUGGGGUGAAUCUAAAUGGAUGUCAAAAUGGUUUUUGUUCCUUGUCUGCAUGUGAAGGAGUUAAAAACUCUUACUUUAUGAAAAUCAACCAUUGCAGUAACAAGUCUGUGCAUGGGGCAAAACAUCGUAUUUUCAUCUUGGAUCUGUUGACAACCUCAAAAGGCGCACUUGAUAUGAACAUAAUUACUGUUCCUCAAAGGUGAAUUACGGUCCUCUUUGAGCAAUGUUGCCGUUCCAUACAAAUAUAUACAAGAACUUUAGUACUUCUUAUGGGGGAAAAUCGGUAUCUAGACACUAGGGUUAUCCUUCAACCCCCCAGUGUUAACCUGAUGAGGUGCACUGAAGGGGCCUGGUUUGUAUAUGCUGAUAAAUCGAAGGUUAUAUGAAUCUCUUCAGUAAGAGAUUUUGCAAGACAAAGCUUCUAUGCAGGUUGUAAGCCAGCUUUCAUUGGGCUCAUAAUGCUCAUAAUGCUGUGGUCUAGCCGUGUAAGCCAAUGCAGGCUAAAAGGAUGUGUUUUGGUUUUCCCACAUAGCGGCUGGACUUUCUGUACUUGUGGUUUAUGUGUUGCAAAGCAGUAUCCUUAAUGCUGUUGGGUGUGCGUUAAGCCUCGGUGAAGGGGUGGUUAAAAUUGGUAUUUGACGAGGCAAUGGUUGCUAAGCAACAUUGGCUCUGGGCUCCUGUUGACUGGGAGAGAUGAAAUAGAGAGGUGAGUAUAGGUGGGGGCAGCUGAAGUGUUGUUUGCUUAUGAAAAGUUGUUGAUCUGUUAACAAUACCUGCUCUGUUAACAAAUUCUGCAUUUUGUGUGCCACAGGUGUGAAAGUCAAUGAACUUUAAUCAAAUCUCCACCUUCCACAUGUUAGUUAAGGGUCUGAGGAAGGGAGAGAUCUUAUGGCAGGCAGAUAAUGCAGUCUUUAGAGCUGAAAUAACAUACUAUUACGAAUAUGCUAUGAUGAGGGAAUGGGUUUUUACGUGCUUUCAAAGCAGUUAUCUGCAUUUAGGGUUGUAAACAACAAAAGCUUUGCAAAAAUACAAGGCGCAAACUUGAGAAGGGUGAACUGGAAUUAACAGCGUGCACGGUAUACAAUAUUUUAAAAUCGAGCUUGGUUCACCAGUCAUGCCAAGAAUAGGACGGCAACAAGGAAACCAGCAUUGUCUCGAAAGCUGCAUCACGACGCCUCGUGUAACGUUUCAAGAUCGGAAGCAAGAAUGACAAAACACUAGAGCUGUUUCAUUUGCAAACCUUCUCAAGGGUGUAUUGAUCCAUUUUUAAAAAAACAAAUGCUGAGGGCAAAGAAAAGGUGGAGCAGGUUGUCUUUAGAUCUUCAGGAAGAACCAAACAAAAGUGUUGGCCAGCAUCUUAAUGGAUCUGGUGUAGUUUCUAGCAACAAAACUUUCUAGUCGUGGAAAAAAAAGCAUCAUUAUCUUCUAACUUAUCUCCUCAGCGGUGGUGAGCGAGGUGGUGGCUUCAAUAAAUUUGGUGGUAAGUCCAAAGAGUUCAAAAACUUGAACCGCAAAAGUGUAUUUCUAUAUAUUAUUUUUCGGAGAGACUGAUGUUUGUAUGCCAAAGGGUUUGAAAAGCCACCGUUUAUCAGAUAAAAACCUAUGGGAGCACCCCCUGUUGUGGCACAUAUGCCAAAAUGGUUGGUUGUAUCUGUGGUGUUGACUUCCACAUUAUGGGGCUUUCUACUCAGCCAAGUUCUUGGUGCCAAUACAGUACAUUUUGGUUGUAUGUUUUGCAACAAGAUGGGAGAAAAUCAAUAAUCCAAAGACGUGUUUUGCGGGAGAAUGUGAGAGAGAAAAUCACUUUGUAAGUGUUGGUUUUGUUUGUUGUCUCUCCUUUAAAAAACACAUGAGAACGUUGGGUUAAAGCGUGUUAAUGGAAGUGCAUGCAGUCCUGAGGAAACAUGGUAAAACAAAGGUUUAUGGUACCUUGCUUAAAAAGUUACUGGUACAGGAAUCAAGGGAGGGACCGCUCCCUUCAAACUUGGAAGUGUAACUUUGUUUGUAUGAAACUCUUAAGAGCUCUUUCACAAAUAAGUGGUUUCAUGGGCUUCUAUUUUAAGAGAGUUUGGUUUUAACAUUACGAAGUUUCACAAAUGGUCGUUUUGAACAUGAUUGUACCAAAUCAAAAGAAUUGUUUUUAAGGAACGUUCCCAUAGGGUUUGCUGAAAAAGGCUUGGCAUGAACAGUAAAACACACUUAUAUAGGAUUGUUAAUGCAUUUGAGACCAGUGUUGGGCAUAUGCUUUCAAAAAUUUAAGAUUGGGUGCAAUAAAAGGUGUCAAAAUGGUAAAUAUAUAUAUACAUACGUGUAGAAUAUGUUAAUAGUAGAGUGGUGAUGCAAGUAAAUAACCAGAUGGUUUCUAAGAACAUAAAGCUCUCAUUUCUAAAGGGCUUAUUCAAAAUGUGUACUAUGGUGUAAGAUGGUUUGUUCUCUGUGCAUAAGUUAAAGUGUCUCGUCUCAUGAACCAAAUCCAGAAUAGAUUGCAAUGGUGCUGGAGACUUAAAAGACUGAACAAGGGUCAGUAGAAGACUCUGGGUAGCAGUGGCUGAUGUGCGCUAUAAAAGAUGUCAAAAUAGUGGUUCUCCAAUGGUGUUCUGGGUGUGUGUCUGGAGGCCAUGCUCCUCCCUGCAGAGCUGCAAAAAAUAGGUCUAGUAUGACCUGGAGGAAAGAGUUGUAAACUGGUUUUGCAGUAAGCAGUCUUGUAAUUAAGACGUGGACCACUUCUGACUGAAUGGGAGUGUUUGUUUUGCACUAAAACCCGCCUUGGAACAGCACAUGUUCCAACACUGGCCUGUUUCUGAUGUGGUCGUGAUGGUGGUGCUGAUGUGAGAAAACAGUUUGGAAGUUCUCACUCGCUAACUGAAUCUCUCCUUCCUUAUUUUCAUGUGCAAAAGGACCACGGGAUCAAGGAUCACGCCAUGAUUCUGGUAAGUGGCUGCAAACCUGAAUGUGAGGCCAGUGGAAAAGUAUUUCCAGGCUUCCACUUUGAAGAGGGGGGUAAAAAUGUCAAAGGAAAACCAGAGAAGCCUAUGGUGUCCUUAGACUGCUUUUCUACACUUAAAACCUUUGUUCACAGUAAUACCAAAAAGAAAAAGAGUUUCAUGUAAUCAAGUUGCCUUUUAAAAACCCACAAACUUUGUAAACUGCAAAAUAUAUGAAUUGUGCAGAUUUGAGUUCUAUUCAACUGAGGCCUUCAGGCAGUAUAACCCAAAUUUUGUCUCAGUUUGGAAAACUGCUUCAUGUGGUUCAGUAUUCAUUGGAGUACAAGUUUGGAACUUUCAUUUAGAGGCUGUAGGAAGAACUUUAUUGGGAAGCAGAAAUUAUGAUGGAAGAUAGAGCUAAUUCUCAUUCCUUGCAGCUGGCGAGCAGGAUAACUCAGACAACAACACCAUCUUUGUUCAGGGACUUGGUGAAAAUGUAACCAUUGAGUCGGUAGCAGAUUACUUCAAGCAGAUUGGCAUCAUAAAGGUAAAUUGUGCUAGUUAUGCCUGUGAGAUGAUCCCAUUACCAAUAAGGCUGCAUUUUGUAGGUUGCACUAUACUCUUUGGUUGUAAAGUGUGCAGUGUAGUAGUGGGUAAUGAGAGCUCGAAGGGCUGGUUGAGAGACUGAGCUGGCUAGAAAAAAGCAGCUACUAGUGGAAUUGCUGUUGGCAAGUAGAAUCACAAAACACUGAAUGGUCUGAGCUGUGCAAAAAGCCUGCACUAGGUAGGAUGCAUUAAUCAGAAUUUUUUUUAAUUUAAUUUAAAUUGGAUUUUUAAAAUAAAAUGCUUUUGGAGGAAAAAUCUUUCUAAAGAGAGUUUAAAUCACAUUAUAGUCCAAACGCUAUUCAUCAGGAAAUAAGGAUUUGUUUUAAGUUUUUCAUGUGUGCUAAAGCUCAGUCUAAGGUGGGGUUUUUUAAUCGUUUAACCACAUCAGUUAACAAACAUGUAUACAUAUGUUAUUGUUUUAGUUAAAUAAAUUGUUUAAAUUGUUAUUCAGGAAAUUAUUAUUUUUCUCCUUCCAAUAAGGUACAGCAGAAAAGUUGUCCAAAUAUAAACAGUUAACUUGUUAAACCUCAUAAUUAUCUGUCUAUGUAUUUCUGAUAGUAUAACCAAAUUAGUAAUUUUUGAUAGAACUAAAAACUACUAUGAAAAUUUUUUACUCAAAAAAUGAAACCUUCAUCUGGUUGUAAAUAUUAAGAUUAUACUAGCAAGAAUGAGUUUUUCUGUAAAAAAAUGAUUUAAAUCAAGCCUUACUGACAAAUUGAUUUGAUUUAAAUCAAAUCUACCCUGCUUUGGCCCUACCUACUUUCAGAGACUAAUGGGUAGACAAACCUUUCGUGGGAUGUCUUUACACUCCAAGGGAGAAUUCAUGAUGGCAGCAGUAAUCUGCCCAGAACCUCAUGAGCACAUUCAUUAACCUUUUAAUUUUCAGGGCUGUAUAGGCAAAUGUUCAGCAGCUAAAGCAUUUCACAUUUAAACGUAAUUUCCAUGCAGUAGUAUUGCACAUCAAUUGCAGCUCCCUAAACAGUUGUAGUCUCCUGUCUCCUGUCGUGUAUUGAAAAUUAGAUACAAGAACAUUGGAUUAGAUCUUUCCAGUAGAUUGAUCUUGUACAUUUUCCUUUUUUUUUUUUUUUUUUUUUUUGGUAAACAGACAAACAAGAAAACAGGACAGCCAAUGAUCAACCUGUACACCGAUCGCGAGACAGGAAAACUGAAAGGAGAGGCCACUGUUUCAUUUGACGAUCCCCCAUCUGCAAAGGCUGCCAUUGACUGGUUUGAUGGUAUGGUGCUGACUUUGAAUUACUUUUUGGCUUUCGAAAGAGUUCGUAUGCUUGUAUUUUGAAGGCUUCUUUCUGUCUUCUUUCUGUCUCCACUACUAGGCUUCUUGGGGGGGGGGGGAUGAGAUAUAGAGGAGAGGUGCCAAUAGUGAAAUAAUUGCCUUCUAUCUUUAUAUUGGGAAAAUAUAAUCCUUUUCCCUGCUCUUCUCUUAACCAGGAAAAGAAUUCUCAGGCAACCCUAUCAAAGUAUCAUUUGCUACCCGGAGGGCAGACUUCAACAGAGGUGGUGGUGGUGGCAAUGGCCGUGGAGGAAGAGGCCGUGGCGGUAGAGGAGGUAUAUGCCACGUCAUUGCUGUGGUUGAUAAGUAGUGAAGUGUGUUGCUUGUAGCAGUAUUGGCUCUUCUUAUACCUGUAUUGAGUUUCAGCAAGGAAGGGGGAGGAGGACCAACUUGUGUUGUGCAGCCAUUCUGAAAUAGGGGAGUUGAGGUAUGGGUACUGCAGUCUUUCUAGGGAAGAAAGGUAACCUAAUAUAAGGAAACAUCAGCAAGGAAACAUUCUGCAAAAAAUCCUUUUUCACUUGGCUGCUGGCACUGAUUUUUACAUGCCUCUUUCCUUUAGGACCCAUGGGCCGUGGUGGAUUUGGUGGUGGCGGAGGUGGCGGCAGCAGCAGUGGUUCCAGCGGGGGCAGCAGGGGGGGCUUCCCCAGCGGAGGAGGUGGUCAGCAACGUGCAGGAGACUGGAAAUGCCCCAACCCGUAAGCAGUCUGCUUUAGUUGUUUAGAUAUGAAGGUAGAAAUGGGGUUAAUGACAUGGAACUCUAAAUCAUUUGUCUUCCCCAAAUGUGUUUUUAGGACAUGUGAAAAUAUGAACUUCUCAUGGCGUAAUGAAUGCAACCAGUGCAAGGCACCAAAGCCAGAUGGGCCUGGAGGACCACACAUGGGUGAGUUUAAGGUUUUACUUUUCUCUCUGUGUGAAACCAAUUACUGUAUAUCCUGUUCCCUUGCUGGCGGAUUCUUUUUCGUCUGUGUGAGAUACACAGUUUGCCUAUUUGGCACAACGCCAUCAGUGAGAAAAGCACAUUUCUCAUUUCAAAAUAGUUGCAUAAUACAAAUCUGCUUUUUUCCCCCAGGAGGUGGAUUUGGUGAAGAACGACGCGGGGGCCGAGGAGGCUUUGACAGAGGGGGCUUCCGGGGAGGCAGGGGCGGAGACCGGGGAGGAUUCAGAGGCGGAAGAGGUGGAGACAGAGGCAGCUUUGGACCAGGAAAAAUGGAUUCGAGGUAAAGUUUACUUCAGUGGUGGCUAUUGUAAAGGCUCAGGAAUAGGAAUCUAUGGAUUCCGUUUCUGGGGAGUUAAAGAGGGAGGCUGAGGUUGUGACUGUUGGAUCCACUUGCUGGGUUUGCAGCCUAGCCUUGGGGCUGUUGAUAGUUAUUGUAUAACAAACAAUACAAAUAUGCAAAUUCAAAAUGUAAACUUUCCUGUCUCCUUUGCAGAGGGGACCACAGGCAGGACCGGCGUGAGAGACCCUAUUGAGCCUGCAUAGGAUCCCAGACCAUGUGAAUUUAUAAACUUUUUUUAUUUUGUAUGAUGUCCAACUUCGUUGCAAACCUGUGUAUUCCUUGCUGCGUUUGUGUACAAACUUUGUAUUCCCUUCUAUUUUAUGUUGACUGUAUUUGGAAGUAAUCCUAUACAUUUAAAAGCCAAAAUGUUUUAGUCAUGCAUGUAUAACUGCUGGGCGGGGUGGGAUAGGGCACUUGAAUAAUAAAGAUGUUUUCAGUCAAUUCUGAAAAUAACAUUGUUUUAUUUGACUUUGUAAAAGUAACAAUACUGUUUAAAAAACAUUGUUU